GCACCGCGGCGGGGCGCGCAUGCGCGUUGCGGGGGAGGGGAGCGCUGAUGCAAGAGGCGAGCGCGGCGGUCGCGGGCAACGGCCGGCAGCGUCCCUGAGCCCCGCCGCUCCUCAUCCGAUCACCCGUUCCGUGCCCGGCCGCAGCCAUGUCGGGCGACGAGAUGAUUUUCGAUCCUACUAUGAGCAAGAAGAAGAAGAGGAAGAAGAAGCCGUUUAUGUUGGAUGAGGAAGGAGCAGAUACACAAACAGAAGAGACUCAGCAGUCAGAAACAAAAGAAGUUGAACCAGAGCCAACAGAAGACAAAGAUGUUGAAGCAGAUGAAGAAGACAGCAGGAAGAAAGAUGCAACAGAUGACUUGGAUGAUUUGAACUUCUUCAAUCAAAAGAAAAAGAAGAAGAAGCCAAAGAAGAUAUUUGAUAUAGAUGAAGCAGAAGAAGGUGUAAAGGAAUUAAAAAUUGAGGGAGAUGUGCCAGAGGUGGUAGAACCCGAAGAUGACCUUGACAUCAUGCUGGGCAAUAAGAAGAAAAAGAAAAAGUUUGUGAAGUUUCCAGAUGAAGAUGAAAUACUGGAAAAGGAUGAAGCUUUUGAGGAUGAAGAUAGCAAAAAAGAUGAUGGAAUUUCUUUUAGCCUUCAGUCGGGACCUGCGUGGGCAGGCUCAGAAAGGGACUACACAUAUGAUGAGUUGCUCAAUAGAGUAUUUAACAUCAUGCGGGAAAAAAACCCAGAUAUGGUAGCUGGAGAAAAAAGGAAAUUUGUCAUGAAGCCUCCGCAGGUGGUGAGAGUAGGGACCAAGAAAACAUCCUUUGUCAAUUUUACAGAUAUCUGCAAAUUAUUACAUCGUCAGCCAAAACAUCUCCUGGCAUUUUUGUUGGCAGAAUUGGGUACAAGUGGCUCAAUAGAUGGUAACAACCAGCUUGUAAUCAAAGGAAGAUUCCAGCAAAAACAGAUAGAAAACGUCUUGAGAAGAUAUAUCAAGGAGUAUGUCACCUGUCAUACGUGUCGGUCACCAGACACAAUUCUACAGAAGGACACCAGGUUAUAUUUCUUGCAGUGUGAGACUUGCCACUCCCGCUGCUCCGUCGCCAGCAUCAAAACUGGUUUCCAGGCUGUCACAGGCAAGAGAGCACAGCUCCGUGCCAAAGCUAACUAGUUUGCUAAUCAACACUGGAUUUUGCAAAGUGUUCUGGGGAGAUAUGACUGGACAGGUUUACAAUCGGAAUGGAUUUACUUACCAUUGUAUUAAAACAAAGAUUGUAAAAACUACAAGAAAUUUGGCUUUUGAUUGAUUGGUCUGUGAAAUCCUUGCAAGUUGCAGAUCCUCAAGCUGUUCACAUACAUUUGCUCAUUGAAUAUAUUUUACCAACUGUAAGGAACGUGAUGGGAAAGGAGGUGCUUUUUAAUCCAUUCAGACUUCUGUAAAACACGAGAUAAAUUAAAGAUACUGUAACAGUGAGCGUCUUUGAUUUGGGUUUUUCCUUCAGUUUCUGCUUAAAAGAGUUCCUGGGAAUGGUUGGUGUUCUGUUCUGCAGAUCACAUCACUGAGCUGUGCCCGAGACUUAGAUUGAAGUUUAGGAUUAUUUUGGUUUUAUGUAAUGAGUUGAUCUUUAGGUAGGCUGUCAUUAAGCAGAGAGAUUGGUCGCAGAACAGAGGUGAUGUACCAACAUAAGAACUGGUUGUGCUUUUAUAGCCACUUUAGAAUGGGAACAUAUUGGCAGUGACAUCAGGACAGGUUGAUACUGCUUUAUUAGGCAGACUGUAGCUUGAGCUAGUUCAGACACCAUAUUGAUGCUGAGUCUUAACACAGAAUUGAUAAGCUAUUAUAAGCUUUCAUAGUAUCAUAGUACUAAAUUUUGCAAUUUCUAAUAGAGAAAUGUUUAUAUUAAGUCCUGCACUCUUCAUCACUUUAAGAAAAAAAAAUUAAAUGCAGCAAAAAUAGAAAAGUAGGUGACAUCAUUAUAUGAUGGCUGCAACACACUUCUGGAUAAAUCUUGAAUUUAUGGAACAUACUACCAAGGAGUUUAUAUUCCAAAUUAAUGCAGUGUCACCUCAUGGUUGUAAGUCAUGUACUUCUCUCCACUAGCAGCCAGUAUCAGUAAUUUUGGGGGGAUGCACACAGUGCUGCCCUAACUUGUUUUUUCUAGUGCUGCAGAAAUUUUCUUACAGUUGCCAAGUACAAAGAUGCAAAUGGAAGGUGAGCCCUUUGUGAGUACUGUAUUGGGGGGGAUGGGAAACUAAUAGAAGUUGUUUUCAUUUAACCCAUCUAUAACAUGGUGCAGAGUCAGGCUGAGGUGCAAUAGCUCAGGACUAUUGACUUGCAUCCCUGAGACUUUGCGGAGUUGCUUCCUCCUAUGGGAAAACUGUGGUGGUUGUGAACACAAAGUACCAGAAACUGAAGGGUUUCUACUAAGUUUUAAUCUUUGUACGUAUGUUAAUGCACAGCACAGUUUUGCUGGGAAGUCACUUACUUGCUAUUUGAAAACUUGACAGCACUGUAAGGCAAAAAAUCAAGAUUUUUAUAGUUGGUUUCUUAAAAGCAUUAUGAAUUCCAAGUGAGCUAUAACAAAUGUUGGAUGUAUCUUUAAGUGAAUAAAGCCAGGAUCAGUGCCUCUUGUAA
Molecule: messenger RNA, 2615 nt
Organism: Phasianus colchicus (ring-necked pheasant)
Lineage: Eukaryota; Metazoa; Chordata; Aves; Galliformes; Phasianidae
Gene: EIF2S2
Product: eukaryotic translation initiation factor 2 subunit beta
Biological process (GO): translational initiation; formation of translation preinitiation complex
Cellular component (GO): eukaryotic translation initiation factor 2 complex
Molecular function (GO): mRNA binding; translation initiation factor binding; translation initiation factor activity
Source: RefSeq, a predicted model, not a curated record